CCCGUAGCCUUUUGGUCUUGGCUUUAAUACGGCGGUACCAUUUGUCAGACAGAACCAGCUGAGACAGUUUGUGGUUGGGGUGACUGGUGUCCCCGAUGAUCUUCCAGGCCUUCUUACUGCACCUGCUGCUAUAAAUGUCUUCAAUGGAGGGAAGUUCACAUCCACCGAUGCACUGGGCUGUCCGCACCACUCCCUGCAGUGCCCAGCAAUCAAGGCUUAUACACAUAUAAGAAAUGGAGCCACAGCCAGACAGGAUGAAAACUCCAGCUUUUCUAGCUGACUUGGGCAAACCCACAUUACGGGGCAUUAAGAAGUGUCCAAAGUGUGGCACGUUCAAUGGUACUCGAGGGCUGAGCUGUAAGAAUAAAAGCUGUGGCGCUGUCUUCAGGGAUGGAGCUCGAAAGCAACAACCCAGUGUCGACGCAGUUCGAAUUGUGACCGGAUCUUCUUCACAGGUGUACUCUGUGAGGCUUCGGGAUCGAGGACCUGACUAUAGAGGCUUUGUGGAACUGGGCACGACUGAGGCAAUACAGACGGUGGAUGGGACCAUUAUCACCCACAUUACGGGCCGGUGUUUGGUCCCCACUUGUUUCAAAGUGUCUUCUCAAGGAGGUGCUGAGAAUCAGUGUCAGCACAUUAAGCUUGCUGUUGAGUGUCAAAUGGAGGCCACUCCACAUACUCUGAAGAGCUCUGUGCUGAACUCUCUUCAAGUGACCACUGAAACGAAGCAGGCCAUCUGGACCUUGGCAACAGAAUCGAGUGGGCCCCUGGUGCAACGGAUCACCAAAACCAUCAUGGUGGUGAAGUGCAAAGCUAGCCCGAAGCACAGCUUAGGGUUUCUGCAUGUCUCCUUCCAUGAGAAAACUAGGACUAGAGGCGUUAUGGAGCACAAGUUCCACUGCUCAUGCCAGGCAUUCAAAGCCAGCAAAUCAAGUACCAGCAAAGAGGAGACACCCAAACAUUGCAUCCACUUCUAUGCUUGUGUCUGUGCAUUUGCUAGUGAUGAGAAGUUAGGGCAAGAAUUCUCAUAUUUCAUCAACUUUGAUUCUGUAGGGCUUCAGCCAAAUUCUGAGCGGCGACUGCUGGCAGUUUAUCCCCAGGACUACACAGCUCAGGCUGGAGCCAAUGCCAUUUCAAAAGCAAAGAAGAGGAAAAAGGACGAUGUAAUGGUGGCGACCCAGCCCAUUGAUGAAUCACAAGUGAACCUAUCAUUUCAAGAAUGGCUCGCUAGUGUCACUGAACGGAUCAACCAGACUAUGCAUUACCAGUUCGAUGGCAAACCCGAGCCACUGGUGUUCCAUGUGCCUCAGGCUUUCUUUGAUGCUCUGCAGCAGAGGAUUUCCAUGGGCAGUAAAAAGAAACGCCUUCCCAACUCUACCACAGGAUUUGUUCGGAAGGAUGCAUUACCCCUGGGAACGUUCUCCAAGUACACCUGGCAGAUCACAAAUAUUCUUCAGAUCAAACAGAUAUUUGAUACCCCCGAGAUGCCACUGGAAGUUACCCGGAGUUUUAUUGAAAACCGUGAUGGCACCUAUGAGUUGUUCAAGUGCCCAAAGGUUCAGGUGGAAAACAUUGCUGAAGCUUACAGUCGAGUGGAAAAGCAGCCAACAAUUCGGCCGCUGGAACUCAAGACCUUCCUGAGAGUAGGGAACAUGUCCCCUGACCAGAAAGAACCCACUCCUUUUAUCAUUGAAUGGAUUCCAGAUAUUUUGCCUCGAUCAAAGAUUGGAGAAAUGAGGAUUAAGUUUGAGUACGGUCACCACCGGAAUGGACAUAUUGAAUAUCGAGAGCAGCAAACCUCCCCAGAACAAACUGUUGAACUCAGUCCUUCCCUAGCCACUGUCAAUAUUCACUGAAAUCUGGGCUUCGUGCGGUCUUCACUAAUACCACCUGUGCAGGUAGAGGAAUUAAAGAGAGUCCACCACAGCAUUCAAAUGGGACACAAAAGAAAGUCUGCAAGAUCCUGGAGUGUGGCUCAAAACUGCAUUCAUUUGGAACCUCUGGGUAGCAAACUCAUGGACUGAGUUGUAAGCCGCUUGACAUAUUUAAUCCUAUGCAAUUUCAGCCCAAAGUAUCAACAAUAUAGAGUAUGAAAAUACAUCAUAGUAUUUAAAAGAUUCAUUGCAUGAGCAUAUGAAUUUGUAUUUUGCUCAUUGCCUGGGAGACUCAAUAUACACAGACUGUGUAGUCAUUUUAACAUGUUCUUCGUAUUUGGCUUAAUUUUUCUAAGAUGUGCUUGUGGCAUAUAUACUUGUGACAAGGAUCCAAAGAAAGGUAUAUCUCAUCUCACAAAAGUAGGGAAUUUGUUAUUUAAAUUUGUCGUAUUUGUCACAAAGACAUUUUUACUAGGACGGUGACAAGACUGCAAGAGCGUACAGCUGAGGAGAAACAUUUGUUUCCUCACAGCCAUUUGACACCUGUGAUUCAUUUCUGUCAGGGAAAGAGGAGUACACUUUCUAAAAUGUAAAAUAAAAGCUGAAAAUACUCAACAGGUUAGGCAGCAUUGCUGGUAAGAGAACUCAAUUACCUUUCCACAGGUCUGGCGAAUCAAGAGAGAGGCUUCAACUUGCUGAUUAUUUUCAGCAUCUUAAGUCAUUCUGUUUGCAGAUUUUUGCUUUGCUUUGAAGCUUUCUAAAUGUUACUUUCAGAACUGAAUAGACAAGAAUUUUCAACUUUUUGGUAACUUUUUAAAAAGAUAAAUCAUUUAUAGUAUCUCCUGUCAGUGGUCUGUUUGUUGUGUGAACAGGAGACAGUGGGAACUGAGUAUUUCUGUGUUUAUAUCGUUGGGUCUUUGGAAUGUCUCAGAAUAUCUCACGUUUUUUUUGAGUGAAGCUGCUAUUCAACAGGAAAACAAAGUCCCACUAACUGCAAAUGAAACUAUUUGCAGUUUUUUUGUGUGGUUAGGGUUGGAUUGUUGACCGUGACAAUCUACUGCCUUUUGAAUCUUUAUACAGAAUCUAGUAUAUUCAUUUGUAAAGCACCUGUGGUCUCAUUUCAAAGGUGUACACUACCCUUCCAUACUGCAGUAUAUUGUCAACUAGGAUCAUUUGAUUAUAUACCAGAGUGCAGCUCAAACCUGCAACCUUCUAUCUCAGGGGAGAGAAUUAAUAGGAAAAGGUAGAUGGCCAUUUCUACUAAUUCUAUAGUGGGACCCUUUAAAAUGCAGCAUUUUUUAAGCUUGCAAUUUAUAUAGAACCGUUCACAAACUCAGGACAUCUGAAAGUGCUUUCAAGCCAAUUAAGUAUUUUGAAAGUUUAAACACCUUAGAUUUGUGUGGCAUUGUAGCAGCCAUUUUGUGAACUGCAAGGACACACAAAUACCAAUGAGAUUAUAACCAGAUAAUCUUAGUUUUAUCAUGUUGGUAAGGGGAUUAAAAACUGAUUUAAACAAGUAAAUUAGUGUGCUGUUUAAAAUAAUGCCAUGGAAUUAUCUACAAUCACUUUUUAAUAGCUUACCCUGAAGACUAUCUGUGACAGUGCAGCACUUCCUCAACAUUGCACUGAAAAGGGACCCUAAAUUAUAAAUUCAAGUACUCCCUAUCUCCACUCCUGGUUUAGGGAGAGUGUUAUCAUUUCCCAAGAUUUAGCACUUUACAUUAAAUUGAUACAACUACAACAUUUCUUGAUUCUUCUGGACUGGACAACAAGUUCCUCCAUACAUUCUAAUCCUAAAACCACUGAUUUAUUCUGAUGUUCCAGGCUUCACUGAUUUGAGCAUUGGGAUCCUAAAAUACAAUUCUGAUUUGGUGAAGCACUGAUCUCUGCUGCUUGUAAACUAAGAGUACACAAUCUAGGAGGCAGUAUAGUAGACAUGGUACAACAAUCUGACCCAUUUACUGCCACCAACUCAAGUUCCAGACUGGCUUGGCGUAGUGGUACCCAGAAGGGAGUGCCUUUUGCCAGCAGCUAAAAUGCCUGUAUUUGCUUUCUGUUACCCAAAUGUCUGAGUAGGCUUCCAAAGCUAUUGCUUUGUCAAAGUCACCCUGCAAAUUUGAGCUUGGCAGUCAAUAUAUUUUGGAGUGUAGUAGAUACUGUACUGCAGUCGGUUCUGUCAGAGAAGUUCCCAUGCUGAUAAGAGCAAUUACAACUCUUUGGAGUUUAAGCAUUUAAAUUCCUCCGUUCUAUUGUUCAGAUCACAGGAAGACCGAGCAAAGUUAACUGUGUUGACACUACUUUAUCAGGAUCACUUCAGAUUUCCAGAUUUCUAAUGGAUCAUGUUAUACAGUACCUCAAAAAACCAUGUGGAUGUACAGAGAGCAUUAAUUGGUUUAUUCCUGCCUGGCGAUUUUGAAACUGACAGUUUUGUGGGAAGUGCUCGGAAUAAAUUCUACCUACAUAAGGAAUUGUAUUUUGGUCUUCCAUCAUUGUGUCCUCAAAAUGCAAAGGGCUUUGCAUUCUCCCAAUUUUGUAGUUUGCUAAGUAAUUUUAUUUAUUUUUUGCUGACUGAAAAGAAAUACUACUAAGUGCAGAAUUGACAAUGUAGAGUGAGCUCACUCCUGUCCGCUUAUUUAUUUAUGUAUGUAUGUAUUUAUUUAUUUAUAGAGAGACCGUGCAGAAUCGGCGCUUUGAGCCACACACCUAGCAAUCCUGCAGUGUAAUCAUGGGACAAUUUACAACAACUAAUUAACCUACCAACAGGUAGGUCGUUGGACUGUGGAUGGAAACCAGAGCACCCUGGUGAAAUCCACGCAGUAACGAAAGAACAUACAAACUCCUUGCAGACAAUUGAACCCAGGUCACUGGUACUGUAAAGCGUUGUGCUAAUUACUAUGCUACCCUAUGGUGAGAUGUUAGCUGACACCUCUGUGGUCACCAUGGCAAGAUCAUUAUAAGGAAUUCACAUCUCUGCAUUCUUCAAAGUUCAAAGUAAAUUUGUUGUGUAAGUACAUGUUAGAUGUGACUUAACAGUAUAAAAUAUGGAUCAGUUGAUCAAAGGGAAAAUUUGAAAGGAAAGGGUUUGUUUUUGCCAGUGACCUGUUACUGCAGCUCCAAGCCAUUAGUUGGAAUUCCUCAGGAAGACAUCCGUGGUUCAAUCAAUACCAGCCCCCGCCAUAAUUAAGUCAGGCACUUGCUAUUUACAAAUGCUUGUAUAGUAUUCGGUUCCAUUCCUGGGAGUGUUGAUAAAGGAUCCCAAACUACAGUGAGUACAGUGAAUCAUUCCAUACUUUAGAGGUGGCACAGUAGUGUAGUGGUUAGCGCAAUCACUUUACAGAGCCAGGGAUUAAUUCCUGCCACCGUAAUGAGGUUAUAUGUUCUCCCUGUGACUGCACGGGUUUCCUCCAGGUGCUCUGGUUUCCUCCCACGUUCCAAGGGUUAGUGGUGGGUGUAUUGUGUUGGAACCAGAAGAAUGGGAACACUUGUGAGCAGAAUGUGCUGGUCAUUGAAGCACAACAGAUUUCACUGUAUAUAUGACAAAUAACAUUCAUCUUUAGGCAACAUUCACGCAUGGUCUGAUGAUUACACUGCACAACAAAGAUUUUGCUUUCUGAAUACUUCUGGAUGUGUCAUGGAUCUUGGGCUGCUAAUCAUGAAAAUCACCAUGAAAUUUCCCCAGCACACGCCAGUUUUUUGAAAUCUCCUUUAUUUGUUAUUUCAAUUCAUAAUUCAAGUCAGAGUAAUUGAUGCCAAGGUUAAGGAAUGGAUUUUAGUUGGUCCACAAAUCAAACAGGGCAUCAAUUUGAUUAAGUUCUGGUAGGACUGGAGAAAAUCACAUGGAAGGCAUUCAAGGAUGUUGUUGAAAAUUUUCUUGGCAACUACAGAACACCAAACUACGUGCUGCCGAUCAACAACAUGCUUCAAGCAUACAAAACCAUGAUGUGCAACUAGAGUGUCAUUUUCUGCAUUCCCAGUUAGACUUCUUCCCUGCAAAUCCUGGCCUUGUUAGUGAUGAGCAUGGUUACAGGUUUCACCAGAACAUUGCCGUCAUGGAGAAACGGUGUCAGGACAACUGGAAUCCAUCAAAUCUGGCUGAUUAUUGUUGGACACGUAAGCAAGAAGCUUCAGGCACUGAGUCCAAGUGAAAAUCAUUAACAAAACAUUCUUAGCCUAGUUCAAAGCAUCGGCACCGCCAUGCAAUUAAAAGGAUUAUAUUCAAUAAUAGUUAACUUCCUGUUUCUCCAAUUCCUAUGUGAUACAAGUAGUCUGAAAUUAUAUUUGUAUUCAGCUUCAAGUGGUCUAUCAUUGUGACAGAACAGGUUGGCAAUGCUAAUUCUCCUGCUAACCUUGCCCCUUAGUCAUUCCUCCUCGUUCUAUCCUUGGUCUAGUUUUCCCAGUAGUUCACACACUUUGCCCUCCCGUUCUGCAGUUCUUGGGAGUUUACCAUUUACACACACCAACCGUAAAACAAUCACUGGCUUGGCUUGGCUAAUCAAAACAAUCCCUUCAGUUAAUAUGCUUUGCUGGUUUAUAACUCAUAAAAAUAAGGAUUCUGGACACCGGCAUACCGAACAGUUUAAUUUAUUUUCACUCAUACCGUUACAUUGGUUUGUAAACAACCAGACGGCCCCAAAAGACCUGAGGGACAGUUUGGGGCAUCCGAAAAUAAUGCCUGGGUUAGUGGGAACAGGCCUUAGUUGGCUUUGUUGAGGGGUGCAGAGGUUGGAGGACAGUUAUAUUGGAAAAUUAAUGACAAAGUGGGGCGUACAGAAAGCCUUUGUAUAUUUGUAAAUUUUUGUAUGUUUGUUUUCAUUUGUCUAUUUGUAAUUUUUUUUCUUCACAGCUUUUGCCUUUUUUUAACCUGGCACUAAAUAAAACCUCUUGCACUAAUGUGCUGUUGUUUUUUUUCAACUGGUGACCCUAGUCAUAUACGC
Messenger RNA from Hypanus sabinus (Atlantic stingray), 6808 nucleotides. It is a transcript of the gene c1h2orf42, whose product is annotated as chromosome 1 C2orf42 homolog. Gene Ontology annotation, cellular component: nucleus. NCBI's taxonomy places the organism in Eukaryota, Metazoa, Chordata, Chondrichthyes, Myliobatiformes, Dasyatidae. The record is from RefSeq and is a predicted model, not a curated record. Bases 234 to 1856 code for a protein of 540 amino acids. The transcript has 8 exons.